Molecule: messenger RNA, 2934 nt
Organism: Zea mays
Lineage: Eukaryota; Viridiplantae; Streptophyta; Magnoliopsida; Poales; Poaceae
Product: Presenilin-like protein
Exons: 1
Coding region: 43-1479 (478 amino acids)
Biological process (GO): protein processing; membrane protein ectodomain proteolysis
Cellular component (GO): membrane; gamma-secretase complex
Molecular function (GO): aspartic endopeptidase activity, intramembrane cleaving
Source: RefSeq, marked validated
UCCCCAUCGAUCUUGGUUUCCUCUUUCCUCCCUCUCCGCGGCAUGGAUCCCGCCGGCGCCUCUCCGGCGCCGGCUCCCGCCGUGGAAGAGCCCGUAAGCGCCACCUCCAUUUUCGACACCCUUGGCGCGGAGGUGCUGGCGGUCAUGUCCCCGGUCUCCAUCUGCAUGGCCCUUGUCGUGCUCCUCAUCUCCCUACUCUCGCCGCCGUCCUCCGGGUCCGCGUCGAGCUCACCCCCUCCAGUCACAGCUGCCACUCUCGUCUACCUCGAGUCCCCUAACGACUCCCCGGGCCAGAAGCUCCUCGGGGCGCUCCUCGACGCCGCCGUCUUCGUCGCCCUCGUUGCCGCCGUCACCUUUGUCCUCGUUGCGCUCUACUACUUCCGCUGCACGGGUUUUCUCAAGAACUACAUGCGGUUCUCCGCCUUCUUCGUCAUCUUCUCCAUGGGAGGCGCCAUCGUGGCCGCCGUGCUCCGGCGCCUCGCGGUCCCGCUCGACGCGCCCACCGCGCUCCUGCUCCUCUUCAACGGCGCCGCUGUCGGUGUCCUCUCUGUAUUCGCCUCCGCCGUCCCCAUCCUCGUCCGCCAGGGGUACAUGGUCGCGCUCGCCGUCAUCGUCGCCGCCUGGCUCUCCAGGCUCCCCGAAUGGACCACGUGGAUCAUGCUCGUCGCGCUCGCUCUUUACGACCUCGUUGCCGUGCUUGCACCCCGGGGACCGCUCAGGAUGCUUGUGGAGUUGGCCUCCUCCAGAGAUGAUGAGCUGCCAGCACUCGUCUACGAGUCUCGGCCUACAGUCGGCCCAGUCACAAGUUCUUCCUCUUACGCUUCAGCCAUGGGGUCUGUGGAGAUGCAAACCAUGGCAGAUUCUGGUCAGAUCGGUAGCAGUCAAUAUGAGCAGGAGGAAGAUGCCAGCCCUGCCUUCGUGCAAAUGAGGGAUCUUGUGAGAGUCCGAUCAAGCAUUGGUGAGAUGAAAAGAUCAAGAGGUUCUGUGCUCCAAAUGGAGAACCUUGAAAGGGAGGUACCAGUGAUUUCAGCAGAACUGACAGCAAACCAAGGUGGGAGUUCACAGCAUGCCAUCAUUCAAAUUGAACAUCCUGACGUAGAAGAGACAUCACCUUUGGUGUCUGCACCCUCUACCUACAAUGCAGCUUUGGAUGAGGAGCAUAGACAAAGUUCAUCGUCAGAGCCUCUGGAUUUUGAGAUGUUUGAGUCUACCAGGGGCAUCAAGUUGGGCCUUGGCGAUUUUGUUUUCUACAGUGUGCUUGUUGGGAGAGCUGCCAUGUAUGAUCUGAUGACUGUGUAUGCAUGCUACCUCGCCAUCAUUGCUGGGCUUGGUUGCACCCUUGUCUUGCUUUCCAUAUGCCGGCAUGCGCUACCUGCACUCCCAAUCUCUAUUAUGCUGGGAGUUACAUUCUACUUCUUGACACGGUUGCUGAUGGAGCCAUUUGUGGUUGGUGCUUCAACAAACUUGGUGAUGUUCUGACUUUCACUGAUCUGCUGUUGUCAUUUACAUGUGGAUGAAGCCCUCAAUCGAAAGAAAGUUGUUGGUUAGCAAUUCAGCAUCCUAUGUGAGAAUGACUAAUAAUUUGUUGGUCACUUACCGUAAACUGUCAUUUGUAUUUAUUUCUAGGAAUGCUUAAGACCAUAUACUCUGAGGUAGCAUCGUAGGUAGAUUUAGCUCAUGUCUUGUUGUAAGUCUAUCAACCUGACAUGAUAUUCGAGAAGAGCUAUUCUACAUUCGUUGUUCUUUGGCUUAUUGUGUUCUUCAAAGUUGGUGUUUUCACCCUAAGAUUAGAGAUCAAGUAAUUGGUCAUCCAUUACGUUAAUCAUUAUAUGCUCCAUUAACUACUCAUUUUCCACCUAUAGAAGAAAGUUUUUUAAUAGGAAGCUAGCCCUCUUACUUUGUUUCGAGACUUUUUUCAAUAUUUGAUAGGUUCAGUAAGUCAUGUGUUUAUUUUUUGGAGUCAGUAGCUAAUGUUUAUGUACUGUUUUAAUUGAACAUUGGUAAAAGUUUUAACUGAUAUUAACAUUGACAAUACUUGGGCGGUAGAUGAGGCUAAGCAUCUAAAAUAUUUUUUCCUGUCAAAGUUGUUAUUAAUUAUCAUUAGUUCAAAUUCUUUCUGUUUUAGGAUAUCCAACAGGCAACAUGAUAUACUGGGAAAACAUUUUUACACCCUUGUCAAUUCCAGCCACUUUUUACGUUGCCAAAAUUCUGCUAAAAACAUUAGUUUUGCACUCCCUCUCUUGUUUUGAUUUUGGUGUUUUCUUCUUUGGUAUGUCAGCACUUUAGCCAUUUUAAGCUCUGGUAAAACAAGGUAACAUUUUAAUGGCUUGAGCCAUGGUACUAUUAGCAUUCUCUAAUUACCCACUUUUGACGACAGCUGGUCUUUUGAUCCAUGGGUUGCACAUAUCCUCAAUAAGGCUAUAUAUAAGCUAAGCUUUCUCCUUUUGAUCUGCCAUACCCACCAGUUGUGGUAACCCCAAUUUUGUGAAGUUAUCCUAAGUUCUGUGUCUUAUUUUGGUAUAUAUGAAUGGUGUGUAGUGGUUGGGCUCUAAAUUUUACACUAAAAUGUGAAGAGACAUUUGGAUCGUGAUCCAUUACCACUCUUAUAUGUGUAUAACUGUAUAUCGUGAUUCAGUUGUAAAAUAUUUUGCAGAGGUUGUGCAAUGCAUCAAUAUUUUGCAGACAUUAUUAUGCCAUCUCUCCUGUCUUAUAGCUUUUAUAAACAGCCCCAAAUCAUCUGCUAACAAAAAAUGGGUUAAUAUUAGGUGCAUCUUGGCAGAUACAAAAUAUAGGACCAUACAAGAGAGCCACAUGCUGUUUCAAGACAAUUGGGUUAUAGCUACAAGUCAGUCAUGUGUUCUGACAGCUUAGUUGCAUGGUGGCUGUAUCUGAUUCCAAGUAUUUCCAUUGAAUUGAAGAUUGGUUGAAUGUGGU